UGGCCAGGAUAAAGGGUCAAAGGUGAACACGUGGGAAUGAAGAUGAAGGGUAAAAAGCGAGCUGGGAAGAGCACGGACUUUUCAAAGAGAAAGAAGAAGUUGGGGAAGGAAAAACGCCCGCCAGAAAAUGCCACGAAGAUUAGUUUCAAGUCUGGGAGCAUCGUACUUCCGUCUCAACUGGCUUCUAGUCCCAGCCAGCAACCAACAGGGAAGAGGAAACUUGGACUAGAGGCCCUACUUCGUCAUCUGAACCACUUCAAGCCAGCCAUGAGGUCAGACGGGCUGACAGGGCUCAGAGAGCUCUUCCAAGACCACCCACAUCUACUGGUUCCCAAUCUCGCCAAACUGGUUGGUCCUGUUCUCGGGAGACUCAUCGACUCCGACCCGACCGUCCGUCACUCCCUCCGCACCCUCCUCGGCACUCUGUUUGCGGGGGUGACCCCUCACCACGUUCAGCCUCAUUUCCCCUCCAUCGUGGCUCACCUCAGCUGUGGGCUGACGCACAUCAGCGAUAGGGUCCAACUCGAUUCUCUCAAGGUUUUCCGACUCCUCCUGGAUCAGUACCCCUCCCUACUGCCUCCACACGCGCAGCACCUGCUUCCUCUUCUGUCCGGUCUCAUCUCUCGUCAGCGAAGUGGGUCUGCUUCUGUGUCGUCGGGGAGGGGUGGUGGGGGUGGAAAACAGGUUGGUCUCGCUCACGACCCGCGCAGCAAGCUCUCGAAAUGGUCGUCUAGAAUCGAUGUCUUCAACCUCUUGUCUCGAUUCCUGGAGUCAUUGUUGGAGUAUGGCAACAGAUCAGAGUUGUCUGAUUCUAGGGGCGCACCGACUAUUGUUGAUCUGGAGUCCCGGAGAGUGGUGGUCCAGAAAAGUGGAGAAUUUGUCGCGGUGGAAUCCAGCUUCUGCGACUUUUCUGGGCCCGUUCCGUGCGUGAUGCCUCUUCAAGGGCAGGGUCUUCCCUACAAAUUCGCCGAAUCUCUCUCAACUUCCGAUGGAGUCGUUACUUCACCUACAAUGGUCGCCACAUCCAGUGCUCUGUCUUUGCGCGGAUCUAAUGUCGUGUUUUCCGACGUCUCGAAGUUUCUCGAGUUCUCUGAGAGUCUGUUUUCGAUCAUCCUUGAGUGUUGGGUCGAGUGUGCAUCCUUACAAUCCCAGGGUCUGAAAGACUCACUUGUAUUGAUGGAGACAAUUGUACAUCUCCUCUCUCUGACUCUUAAACUCUCUCUGUGCGUGGGAUUGCCUGGUGCAAGUGUGGGUCUGCCCUUAUGCGAGACUACACCGCAAUCUACAACAGCAAUCGAUGUCCUGCGAGAAAAGCAUUCGGCCAAUUUCUCAAAGCAUUUCCUGGCAAAUUUCCCCCUCCCUCGAUCCUCACCCUCCAACAAUCAGUUUGUGCAGUACUUGAAGAUGAAUCUAUCACUCUGUCACAUCACAUCGAUUUUCCUAUCGAGAGAUGGCAAUCUGUCAUGUCAAGCCCUACAGACCGUAUACUCCUACUACGCCUCACUCUCAAGAGUUACCUCUGCCCAGAAGUCGAUUUCUUCACAGUUGAUGCUGGAAUAUUCCAGAAUAAUCACCGACACUCUUCCUCAGCUACUAGCAGUGGUGGAAGAGCUUAGUCUUCCCGAGUCUUGCCUUGAUUCUUUGCUCAGAGGAGUUGGAAGUUUCUACCACAGCUGUCACUCUCAGUCCUCGGCAAAGAGGUGUCUCAUUCAAUGCUUUCAUGGUCUCCUGCAGACUUCCAGUGACAGAUCAAGAUUGUUCAGUCAGUUUCUCUUGCCAUGGCUGGAGAGUUUACCUCAACUGCUGGUAGCGCUGGGCCAAUCAAGCCCGCCACUCUCUGCCUUCAUCAUCCACACCCUUGCUUCUGCCACCUCCUACAUCCCUCUUACUCUGUUAGAGCAGCAUAUGGUCACUCUGCUAGGGAGCGAGGGAGUCCUCACCCAGCUCUCGUCCCUCUCUCAAAGGAGGUUUGCCGAACUCCUGUGGCAGGUUCCCACCCUCUCCCCUCAAUUGUUGGGCUUGGUCGGAGAGUGGGUGUGGUCAACUGGUGGGCGUGUAAACUCGUCCGUCGCCUCAUACUUAGUGGAGAUUGUCCAUCACAAGUUGCUGAGGAAGAAGGAAAGUUCCAUAUCAGAAGCUGAUAGGGCGACCCAGUAUCUCAUCUUCAUGCUGACUGUUGUACUAGGUAAUGCACACGAAGGUGGUGAUAAAGAUACCACCUCACCGUAAGUUAAGUUUUUCGUCCAUAGUAGUCUCAUUGCCAUGCAAGCCCUGGAGUUCUUUAGGCUCUAUUUGAAAGAUACUUUGAAGUUUUGUUUAUGGUGCCUGUAAGGACUUUUUGGAUUGAUCUAUAGUUUCCUGCUUUCACUGUAGAAGUGAAUGCAGCUCUGCCGUCAUUUCACUGGUGGAUAGUGGCCGAGACAUGGAGCAGAGAAUAAAGAUCAUUGAUGUUGUCUGUGAGUGUGUAAGGUCAACCUAUUUCAGUGAUCAAGUUCUGGAGCUUACUGCCCAUACAUUGCAAGCCUUUCUGGAGGGUGUGCACCAUCUGGCAGUUGACGUUGCUCUCGGAAUUCUCUGCUUCCUUCAAUGCAUUUCUUCAGGGGUGUCUGAAGUUCCGAGACACGUUGUGCCCCCUCUUGCCAGACUCUGUUACUCUGUGUUGAUGUGGGCAUGGCAGCUGGGUUCGGGUGGGGGUGUGGCCACGACCCGGUGUUGCCUGGUUACAAAACAGCUCCUGAAACAGUCUCCGUCUCUUCUGGUGUCUGUUUUGGAGCUUUUUGCCUCAGAGACAGAGGAAGGUAGAGGGGUGAGAGAGAUUUCGGACUGUUUUCUGUCGCUACUGGACAGUACUGAGCUCAACCUGGCAUUGAGAGGAUGCCCUGUCGCCAUUGCUGAAACUGCAGCUGCUAUUUCAGGAGCUCUAACAGAAGCAGAGCAAGACCUGAGGGUAAGAAUAAACUUUUCUGUCAGGAGAUUUUGUUCAAGACCUUGACUUAAUAUGUGGCGUUCACCUGUGUAAAUGUGUAGCAGCCAAAUUUUUUACUGUCAGCAUGCAUGCACAGCAAGGGUUACAGUACUUGGUUUGUAUAUACUCACUAGUUUAUUAUGUGUAUUACACUGUUUUCUCAAACCUGCCAUAACCUAUGUAUGUGAGCCGGCAAAAAUAUUUUUAUGCUGUAAAUUUAUAUAAUCUCACACGAAUACAAUAAAAAUAUCAGUGAAUUAUAACACACUAGCAACAGUAAUGAAUGCUACAAAGCCAUGCUAAAUAUUUUACACAUGAGGUCGUUACGGUAGGGAAUUUAAAAAAAACAUGAGAGAGAGAGAUACGAGUGAGAGAGAGAGACUUUUUUCAACUACUGUCCAUAAAUUGGAUUCUUGUGUUCUGUUGUUGCACUGUGAUAGAGAGGGUUUUCAUUCUUGCUGUACUUGACUUUCUCGAGCUCAUUCUCAAAUUUCUUCAGUUCAAUGUAAUCCAGGACCAUAAGCAGAAUCUUGAGGAGUAUGAGAGCCAGUAUUCCGAGGAGGAGGAG
This is a messenger RNA of Geodia barretti, 3533 nucleotides long. The record is from the annotation of a GenBank genome assembly. Lineage: Eukaryota; Metazoa; Porifera; Demospongiae; Tetractinellida; Geodiidae.